Messenger RNA from Callithrix jacchus (white-tufted-ear marmoset), 1923 nucleotides. The record is from RefSeq and is a predicted model, not a curated record. NCBI's taxonomy places the organism in Eukaryota, Metazoa, Chordata, Mammalia, Primates, Cebidae.
UCCAAUCAGGUGGCUCCCAAGGCGGCGGUGCUGACGAGUUGAGAGGAAAUGGCCGGAAGGUCCCUGGCGUCGAAGGCCGAGCCCGCCGCAGCAGCCAUGGACAGGGCGGAGAAGGACGGAGGUAGCUCCACAGACGCCUCUGCCGACAAAGGGGCGUCUCCUGACGCUCCGGUCCCGGGGGUCCCUCCGCAUCCUCCUCCCAGACCCAGCGGGUGUCCGGAUUCCCGGCCGCGCUCACCCGGCUCCACAGUGGGGCCCCGGGUGGCCGCUGGGACUUGGCCGGAAGUCCGGGAACGGCACGUUUCCCCGGCGUCUCCCCUGCGGGGCGCUGGCGGCCGCCGGGUGUUUUGCGGGGACGUUCACACUUAGAGUGGAGAGACCUGUACGGUGACGUCCCCCCGUCCCGAGCCCAUCUGUGCCCCGAGUUCAGACACUGCCGUUAAUAAACGCCGCUCCCACCCGUGUGGACGCGGGCUCGGUCCACGGCAGGUGCCCUGUCGCGUUUUUACAAAAUGCGGGUUUGAAAACCGAGACGAGCUGAGCACAGGAAACGUGCCUGCGGCGAGUCCGGCACAGGGACGGCGCCAGCGAAGGACAAGCGCGUAAACGGGACCCACGCAGACGCUUCCCUUUCAUUAAGAACCCGCCGGCCCGCCAGUAGGGUGGUCUUUCCGUGCUCCUCACAGGACCUUGUGUAUUUACAUGAGAUUUAAUCAACAUGGCUGGUGCCUCAUUUCAAACUGCUAUGACGGAAGUGCAGUUAUUUCUCAUCGUGUUCAAGAUCAAGGGCAGGACACAUCCUCACAGAAAAUUGAAGACUUGAUGGAAAUGGUGAAAAAGCUGCAGAAAGUGGGAAGCCUAGAGCCCCAAGUUGAGGUCCUGAUUAACCGGAUUAAUGAGAUCCAGCAAGCAAAAAAGAAGGUCAAUGAAGACGUAGGAGAGGCCCGGACCAUCUCUGAAGCCCUGCAGAAGGAACUGGACUCGCUGCAUGGAGAGAAAGUACGCCUGAAGGAGAUCUUGAGCAAAAAGCAAGAGACCCUGAGGAACCUCCGGCUGUACUGCCAGGAGAAGGAAAGUGAGGCACAGAGGAAGCAUACCAUGUUGCAGGAGUGCAAAGAGAGAAUUUCUGCUCUGAAUGUACAGAUCGAAGAAGAGAAGAAAAAACAGAGACAGCUGAGGUUGGCUUUCGAGGAACAGCUGGAAGAUCUGAUGGGCCAACACAAGGACCUCUGGGACUUCCACCCGGAGCAGCUAGCAAGAGAGAUCUGCACCCUGGACAGCAGCAAGGAGCAGCUGCUCAAGGAAGAGAAGCUGGUCGAGGCAAAGCUGGAAGAUGUGAAGCAACAGCUGUGCUCCCUGUGUGGUGCUGAGGGCGCCUCCACCCUUGAUGAGGGGCUCUUUCUCCGUAGCCAGGAGGCAGCAGCCACAGUGCAGCUGUUUCAGGAAGAGCACAUGAAGGCUGAGGAGCUCCUAGCAGCUGCAGCCCAGCACCACCAGCAGCUGCAGCAAAAGUGCCAGCAACUGCAGCAGAAGCGGCAGAGGCUGAAGGAGGAGCUAGAAAAGCAUGGAACACAGGUCCCUGCCCAAGCCCAGAGCACACAAGAGGAAGAGGCUGGCCCAGGAGAUGUGGCCAGUCCCAAGCCCCUAAAAGCCCGUGAGAAGAAAGACCUGGAGCUGCACACCAAGCAGGGCUUGAUGUCCUCAUAGGCCAAGAGGACACACUCCACCCCUGACCCUGGCCCAAGGCGCUAAGAAAGGAGCUAUUUGAAACAGCCCAUCUCGGCCGAGUCUACUGUUGAGUAGGAGUCAGGCUGAGACCUCCAGGCUCCCGUGACUGACCGAAGCCUUUGCUUGACUCUGCCGCUUGGUCUGGGCCAGAGAUAUACCACAGGUUUUCAAUAAAUGCUUCCUUAACCUCCUGGU